UCUGGCGGGGAGCGGAGGUCCCGGCGUCGGUGUCGGUGUCGGUGUCGGUCAGUCAGUUAGUGAGUCAGUCAGUCAGCGGGCAGAGGAGCAGCAGAGGAGCAGCAGAGGAGCAGCAGAGGAGCAGCAGAGGAGCAGCAGAGGAGCAGCAUGACCGGCGUUGAGGAGGCGGCGCUCCUCCUAUAAAUCCUCCGCGCAGUCAGCGGGCGCUCAGAGGCGUGACGGCCGAGCGGAAGCGCAGCGAUCCCGGCUGCCUUUCCUCCCCCCGGCCCCCUCAAGCCCCCUCAAGCCCCCUCAAGCCCGCUCCGGGGUUGUGACAUGCCGGUUCGGGACAUCGCGGAGCUUCGGCCGGUGACGCUUCAGCGGACUCGCCGUCCUCCUCCGCGGCACUUUGCACUUCUCUAGCGGGACUUUUUCUUCUGGAUGUCCCGGAGCUGACAUGCGGGCCUCUAACAGGUCCGCCGGGCGCGUGUGAGGUCAAAGUUCAGCCCAACUUGGACAUGUGAGAAGUUCGGGGGGCAACCCCCCCCCCCCCCCCACGCUGUCUUUCUCACGCACGCACGAGCACGCGCACCGUGGACCAGACAUGUACUCUCCUCUAUGUCUCACGCAGGAUGAGUUCCAUCCGUUCAUCGAGGCUCUGCUGCCGCACGUGCGCGCCUUCGCCUACACCUGGUUCAACCUGCAGGCCAGGAAGAGGAAGUACUUCAAGAAGCACGAAAAGAGGAUGUCCAAGGAGGAGGAGCGCGCCGUCAAGGACGAGCUGCUGGGCGAGAAGGCGGAGGUCAAGCAGAAGUGGGCGUCCCGCCUGCUGGCCAAGCUGCGCAAGGACAUCCGGCCCGAGUUCCGCGAGGACUUCGUGCUGACUGUGACGGCCAAGAAGGCGCCGUGCUGCGUGCUGUCCAACCCCGACCAGAAGGGCAAGAUGCGGCGCAUCGACUGCCUGCGCCAGGCGGACAAGGUGUGGCGCCUGGACCUGGUCAUGGUCAUCCUCUUCAAGGGAAUCCCUCUGGAAAGUACGGACGGCGAGCGCCUGGUCAAGUCGCCGCAGUGCGCCAACCCCAGUCUGUGUGUGCAGCCGCACCACAUCGGCGUCUCCGUCAAAGAGCUGGACCUCUACCUGGCCUACUUCGUGCACGCAGGUGAGUCAGCUUCUGCACCGUGUUCACCAGGUCUCGGGGGGAUGGAGGAUGGGGGGGGGGGGGGGACUGUGCAUGUGCCGUAACACUGCGCCCAAGACCCAACCUCCGGGCUAAGGAUUUGAGCUUGUCCUGAACAAUUUAGAGCUAAUCCUCGUUCUUCAUUGUCCCAUUUAAAGCAGCAGUUCCAUUGGCAGCAAAACAGGCCCAGAACAUAAUACUACCACCACCAUGCUUGACCAUAUGAUUGGUGUUCCUGGGAUUAAAGGCCUCACCUUUUCUCCUCCAAACUGGGUUUUGUUUCCUCUGACAUCACAUGGACAAAGAUGAGAGCUUCUGGAGGAAAGUUCUGUGGUCAGAUGAAACAAAAAGUGUAUGUAAACUUUUGACCACGACUGUACAUCGCCAUAAACACACAAUGGACGUCAACACUAAGAGCAGCAAAUGACACAUUUGACUGACAGUUGUGUCCGUGUCACAAUGGGUGGGGCGGUAUAGCUCGGUUGGUAGAGUGGACGUGCCAACAACUUGAGGGUUCCAGGUUCGAUCCCCGCUUCCGUUGUGUCCUUGGGCAAGACACUUGACCCACCUGCUCCCAGUGCCACCCACACUGCUUUAAAUGGAAAAAUAGAUAUUGGCUUUCACUAUGUAAAGCGCUUUGAGUCACUGGAGAAAAAGCGCUAUAUAAAUAUAAUUUACUUCACUUCAUUAGCAGCAAAUAACAGAUUUGACUGGCAGUUGUGUCCGUGUCACAAUCCAUGACUCGCCUGCUGAUGUAAUGUCUUCUGAUCACUAAUCACACACAGGUCACAUGUUAAAAGCAGAUGUUGACUAACUACACACAGGUCACAUGUUAAAAGCAGAUGUUGACUA
Molecule: messenger RNA, 2009 nt
Organism: Nerophis ophidion (straightnose pipefish)
Lineage: Eukaryota; Metazoa; Chordata; Actinopteri; Syngnathiformes; Syngnathidae
Product: nuclear factor 1 A-type-like
Exons: 2
Coding region: 584-1222 (212 amino acids)
Biological process (GO): regulation of transcription by RNA polymerase II
Cellular component (GO): nucleus
Molecular function (GO): DNA-binding transcription factor activity, RNA polymerase II-specific; RNA polymerase II cis-regulatory region sequence-specific DNA binding
Source: RefSeq, a predicted model, not a curated record